GCUACUCCUCUUGUGAAGUAACAUUGUUGUGUAGAACUCAUAGUCCGUGUCCGUUGCGUGACUAGUGCUAAUGCAGGGUUUGUGAGCUUGUGGCAGUUCACGUUCUAGUCUUGCUUUGACUUCCAAAACGUUGCUGCUGAAUUUUCGCUGUCGUGUCAAUCAAGCAAGACGUCUUCUAGGUCCAGACUAGGAUUAUCUUCUCCGUGUUGUUCCACAGCGAAAAUAAGAAAUGCCUCUGAUCAUUCUUCUUGUAGCCCUUUGUGCCUUCUCUGCUGACGGUCAAUCUGUGUCGCUGUCGGCCUCAAGCCUGCCAGGCAGCGCUCCCUACACUAUCUACGUCGCCGAGAAUGUCUACGUCAACUCCCUCAGAGCAAGCGGCGCCACCACCUUCUUACCCGCGUGCUCGGUGCUGAGCCAGGCUGGGCCGUUUAUCCGUCUCGUCAACGAGGACACCAACCGGACGGUGGCGGAAACCGGAAUGUUUGACAACAUCGGCGGCAAUCCGCCCGCCUCCGCUGUGGUCUGGAACGUCACCGCUUUCCCCGUGCUGACCCCCGAGCUGUCCGGCACGUACCGCUGCUUCACCGCCAACGACCAGUCAGUGGAUACAUAUACAAUCCGAGUUGUCACUCCGGCGACGAUUUACCCCCUCAGCGCGGUUACCGUCGUCGACUACAACUCCGAGUACUUUAACGUCACGUGCACCGGUACCAGCUUUCGGCCGCAGAACCUGUCGAUCGUGACGGACAGCCUGGACGCGGGUGUGGUGACGCACAGCGUCAUGCAAAGCUCGCCGGGUCAGUACACGAUCAGCGCCACGGUCACGUUCCGCACGAACGAGACCGUGCCCAUGGCGGACCAGUCGUUCAACUUUGAAUGCGUCAACAUGUACCCAGCCACCGCCUGCACGCCCUUCGAUAACACCACUGUGGAGCAGGCGUGCCGUGACAUCAUCAACAGCAACGCCACAACGGCCACUACCGUUCGCGUUUAUGACCUGACUCCCUGUGCUGAUAUAUCUGGAUAUGGUGGUCUGGAGUUCCCGAACGGGUUCACGUCCAGGGCAAGAGGAACGGUGGUCAGUGUGGCCUGCGCUACUGGAUACGUGCAGAACGGCACGGACAUCACUAACACCACCUGCAUGGCCGGCCAGUGGUCCACGUUGCCCAACUGUGUCGACACUGACGAGUGCCUGACAACGUGCACGGAUGUGAAUGCCACGUGCACAAACAUUGCCGGUAGUUUCACCUGUACCUGUGGCAUGGGACUCACCGGCACUGGCCUCACUCCCGGAUCAUGUGUAGUCGACGACGGUGGUUCCAGUGGAUCAUCGGCACAGCUCGCAUCGCUCUUGUCCAUAAUGCUAACGUUGAUGGGCUCCAUGCUCUUCUUCUAGCUUCACAGCCGGAUGUGCAUGACGUGUUUUUGGUAUGCUUCCGUCAGCGAGGACUGCAUCCUGGAGUUUGCAGAAUGACGGCAAUGCUGAGAGGCUAUAAUGUUAGAAGCUGAAGAGUGCUACUCGGUGUGCUACUCGGUGGAGAGACGACAUGUUCUGCUAUUUACAUCUGCCUCUUUUUUUUGCCCGCAUUCCACUAGGUUACAGGUAAUACUCUGCGCUGAAAGAAGAGCAUGUUUGAAUUAUCUCCAGAGUUCAUUGUAUUUCCAAAUGUUGAUGGAUAACCUCCGUCUCCUCGCCUGCUGCUAGGUGCAUACGCUUUUCUUUUCAUGCUCCGACUACCUGGGAAUGCGCACAUGGUCACGCGGGUGUGCCGCGCUGUGUGCGUGUACAUAUUCGUGUGUGUGCGCGUGUGUGUGCGUGUCCAUGUGCGUGUGUGUGUGUGAUAUAGAAACUGCCUCAUAUCCCCUCGCUUUCACAUUACAGUACUCGCUAUAGCUGCAAAUCCGUUGCCACUAAGUACCGAUUUUGGGUUCACCCCGUCCCCCCCCCCCCUUUUUUCGGUCAUUGGUUGUGACUUACCACCUCACCCUCGCCGUUUGACGUUGCAUCUGCCACCCUGUGAUCUCCUGUUUCUCUCAACAUGGCAAGAGAAAACAUGAGCUCGCAGUUCCAUUUCCUAAAUGGACAGAGCGUGGAAUUUGUAGUCCUCGUUCA
Messenger RNA from Sycon ciliatum, 2113 nucleotides. RefSeq lists its product as uncharacterized. The transcript is spliced from 8 exons. The record is from RefSeq and is a predicted model, not a curated record. Gene Ontology annotation, molecular function: calcium ion binding. Lineage: Eukaryota; Metazoa; Porifera; Calcarea; Leucosolenida; Sycettidae. Bases 230 to 1396 code for a protein of 388 amino acids.